This is a messenger RNA of Leptopilina boulardi, 1621 nucleotides long. RefSeq lists its product as uncharacterized. The record is from RefSeq and is a predicted model, not a curated record. The transcript has 4 exons. Gene Ontology annotation, molecular function: DNA binding. NCBI's taxonomy places the organism in Eukaryota, Metazoa, Arthropoda, Insecta, Hymenoptera, Figitidae. The coding region runs from base 324 to 1139 and encodes 271 amino acids.
AGAGUCACGAAAAUUUCUCGGGAACUUUUUACAUGGGGACCUGUACAUAAUUUACCUUUUACCAUUACCUGCUCCAAUCUGGCUUUUGGCCAUUGGCUUCACCUAGAAUAUUUUAAUCAUAUAAAAGUCACUUUUAUAAUAAUAAAUAUUUUUAUGUAGCUCAAGAAGAUAGAUGCGAUCAAGUUGUCAACGUUUUUGAAUUUCGUGAGAAUGAUGGGAGCAUUGGAGGAGUUGGAUCUUUGAAACCUCAUGAGAAUUGUAUUUACGAGAGGUUUUUUAAAGAUUUAGUCAUAACACCGGAAACAGUUGUCGCUUUUGAGAGGAUGACAGAGUUUCUAAAGAUAAGAAUUUCAGCUGAAACGCCUGCUACGUUACCAAUCAAUUUAACACCAACUUUUCCAGCUACUUCAUCAGCCAUUGAUUCAGCUACUUUGCCAGCCGAUUCAAAGGAUUCAGAUCCUCUAAUUCAACUCCGAAAAGGGAUACCAGUUUAUAUUAAAUCAUCGAAGUUAAUAUUAAUUAACAGGUUUAAAAAUAAACCCAAAAUUUUAGCUCGAUUGCUAUUAUUUGAAUUGAUAAAGAAAGAGCAAUUAAAAACAAUGUGUGCGUUAGGGCACAGCAAAUCGAAUACAGCGGUUCCUGAAGACAUUAGAAUUGCUAUUCUCUCUUACGUACAGAGGAAGAAAACGGUUCCAGAUGAAUUCACAAAUGAAGAUUUGAUAAAAGUCAUUAAUAAUACAUGCGGCACAUUAAGACACCCUAAGAAAGAAGGAGAUAAAAUCAAAAAGAAUAUAAAAAAAGAAACAAACAAAAAGCAAAGGACUGAGGACAAGAGCAAUGAAAAUAUGACAAGUGAAAAUGUCAAGAAUGGUGUAGAAGAUAAAAGCGGUGGAAAAAAAAAAUAUGCGAAUAACAGAAAAAUAAUAUCAGAUAGUAGUGAAGGAGAAGAAAAUAACGACAUUAAUAAUGAGAAAGAGAACAACGAAGCAAGGAAAGAAUACGAAAGUCACAGAAAAAUUAUAAGAGAUAAUACUGAUGAAGAAGAAAGUGACAGUAACAAUGAAGGAGAGAAUAGCGAUUCAGAAGACAAUGAAAGAGCAGAUGAUGAGAGUGGUGAAGAAGCUGAAGAAGAAGAUUGAGCAUGGAUAAAAUAUUAAUUCCAAAAGUUUUUUUAAUAAAAUUAUAAUCUUAUAUUACUCUCUAAAACUGAAUCAGUAAAAUUUGACUGAUUUCAAUAGAGUUACUGAUUCAGUGACUCUAUUCUCGCGAUUUAAAUCAGUGAAUUUUCACUGAAAAUCAGUUAAAAAUGAUUGAAAUAUCAGUGAAAUAUGACUGAUAUUUCAGUCAUUUUUAACUGAUUUUCAGGGAAAUUUCACUGAUUGAAAUCGCGAGAAAAGAGUCACUGAUUCUCAGUCAAAUUUCACUGAUCUUCAGUGGAAUUUUACUGAUUCAGGUUUAGAGAGUAACUUCCACUUAUUUUUUCAAAGUCAAUUGCAAAGUUUGAAAUUAAAUUAAAAUUUUGUUAUCAAUUUUAUACUUAAUGGUAUCAAUUUUAGACAUUCCAAUAAACUGAAUUUCACUUAUAAAUUUAAAAUGCAAAAAAUUAUUCACUUAUGUUACA